CCAUUCACUUAGUUUGUUGAUUCAUUUGGUUAAAACAAGUGUUCAAUAAACUAAAUCGAAUUCAAAGUUGAGAGCUGUGAAAUAAACCAAAAAAACAACACACUAACAAAGUGUAGAAAAUUUCUCUAACUAAAACGACAGCCAUGGAUUCCAUCCAUUUCCUUAUCCAUAAUUUCCUCUUAUCUCAGAUUUUCCAUACCCCACCUUCUGUAAACGACACCGUUCCUCCCUCUCCAACCCCUUCUUCCACUUCCCUUCUCCUCCUCCUCCUCCUCCUCCUUCACAACCGCAUCCACACAUUCCUCCAUGGAAGCCGUCUUCCUCAAUCAAUCUCUCUCUCGCCUUAAACUUCCCCCUAAAACCCCUCUCCCUUUCCCCUCUCCAAUCCCCCAUCUCAAUCUCCGCCGCAACUUUACUCAUUUCACCGCUUACGCCGUUCAAAGCGACCAACCCAUCACGCAACAAACCCAAAAGCCAGAAGACGACGAAUCCUACGGCGAAGUCGAUGGCAUCAUCGGCAGCCGUGCUCUGCCCGACGCUACUGGAAUGGAGUAUCUAAUUAAAUGGAAAGAUGGGCAUUCCCCUUCAUGGGUUCCUUCUGAUUUCAUCGCCAAAGAUGUUGUAGCCGAGUACGAAACUCCCUGGUGGACCGCCGCAAAGAAAGCCGAUGAAUCCGCUCUCAAAUCGCUUAUAGAUUCUGGUGAUGAACGCGAUUUCGAUGCGGUGGAUGAAGAUGGGAGAACCGCUCUUCUGUUUGUAUCGGGGCUUGGGUCUGUGGAAUGUGUGAGAAUAUUGGCGGACGCCGGAGUGAAUCUUAACCACCGUGAUAACAGCGGUGGGUUUACAGCUUUGCAUAUGGCGGCAGGGUAUGUGAAACCAGAGACGGUGGAGUUGUUGGUGGAAUUGGGGGCGGAUCCGGAGAUUGACGAUGAGAAGGGAAGGACGGCAUUGGAGUUAGCGAAGGAGAUACUGAAAGCGACGCCGAGGGUUCAGUUUAUGAGGAGAUUGGGGUUGGAGAAGGUGAUUAGAGCGGUGGAGAAGGUGGUAUAUGAGUACGCGGAGGUGGAGGAAUUGCUGGAGAAGAGAGGGAAAGGGGAGAAUUUGGAGUACUUGGUGAAAUGGAAAGAUGGAGAGGAUAAUGAGUGGGUGAAAGUGGGGUUGAUUGCGGAGGACUUGGUGGGAGAUUAUGAAGCAGGGUUGGAAUAUGCGGUGGCGGAGGCGGUGGUCGGAAAAAGAGUUGGGGAUGAUGGGAAGAUGGAGUAUCUUGUUAAAUGGACGGAUAUACAAGACGCCACGUGGGAGCCUUUGGAUAAUGUGGAUCCGGAUUUGAUUAACGAGUUUGAGAAGGCCCAGGCCCAAUCCAGUAAUUGGUAGCGCCCUUUGACAAACCCUUUCCUCCCCAAGUAUGUAUUUAAACUAGAGAUUUUUUUCUUCUAAUAUUGGAAAAAUCUUAAAAAAAGAAAGAAAGAAGAGAUUCAUAAUAUAUACUCUCCUUUUUGAA
This is a messenger RNA of Cucumis sativus (cucumber), 1501 nucleotides long. RefSeq names its product signal recognition particle 43 kDa protein, chloroplastic. The record is from RefSeq and is a predicted model, not a curated record. Bases 307 to 1374 code for a protein of 355 amino acids. NCBI's taxonomy places the organism in Eukaryota, Viridiplantae, Streptophyta, Magnoliopsida, Cucurbitales, Cucurbitaceae. The transcript has a single exon. Gene Ontology annotation, molecular function: protein binding.